ACCACAUAAGAAAAACCAGCAGCACCAAGGAAAAGCUUGUCGUAAAAACUAUCUUUAGCUCAACAGAAAGUUGACUUUUCUUGCCUUUGCCUCGCACUUUUUCUUUUUAACUUUGUGGUAAAUUUAAACACAUGCUUAAGGUUGUUUAACAUCAUGAAGACUCAGCUGGUUGGUGCGUUUUUAGGAAUUCUCGGCUUCCUCGGAACCAUACUCAUCUGUGCCCUGCCGAUGUGGAAGGUGUCAGCCUUCAUUGGAGCAAACAUAAUCACUGCUCAGGUCUUUUGGGAAGGUUUAUGGAUGAACUGUGUGCUCCAAAGCACAGGACAGUUACAGUGUAAAGUUUUUGACUCCGUCCUGGCUUUAUCACAAGAUCUGCAGGCUGCUCGAGCCAUUAUCUGCUUCUCCAUCGUUGCCAGCGUGGUGGCCAUUGGGCUCACUGUGGUUGGGCUUCACUGCACCAACUUCUUUGAUUAUGACAGACUUACCAAAACCAAUAUUGGUGUGUCUGGAGGCGUGGUGUUUAUACUUGCAGGGCUCCUGUGUGCCAUUGCCGUAAGCUGGUCAGCUUACACCAUCAUCACAGGAUUUUACAGCACUACGGCCACAGACUCGAUGAAGGGAGAGCUCGGAGCUUCCAUAUAUGUGGGCUGGGUGUCUGGAGCUCUGCUCAUCAUCGGUGGAGGGAUACUGUGUGGCAGCUACAGACGCUGAGGACAUGAAAAAUGGACUACAAAGUGCCAUCCAUCCAAAACAAACUAUGAAAAUGUACAAAAAUGGAUUUAACAUGAUUGAUUUUAUUUGUUACAGUUGAUUUAAGCUCCAUUCUCAUCCUAUAUUUCAACUUUUAACUGCACUUUACUGACAUGUUGCAAACGGUUUAUGUAAAACCUAACAUAUUGAAGUGUUCAGUGAAAAUAUUUUUGUUAUGAUUUUAAAAAGUAAACUAAAUAUUCACAUAAAAAGAAGUCUCCUAAUGGAGAGAUUAGAUUUUUUUUUAAGGAUUUUAGUAUUUGAUGUACAAAUUCUGAAUGCUAAUAGUACUGAGAAUGUGGAAAUCAGUAGGGCAAAACUGUUAGUUUUAAUAUUUUAAUAAGCCAGUAAAUUGUCUUUGUAUAUUUUGAACAUUUGUAUAAUUUCUCUUUUUUGCACAUAAAAACUAAAUUUUUUAAGCCG
This is a messenger RNA of Melanotaenia boesemani (Boeseman's rainbowfish), 1173 nucleotides long. Its product is annotated as claudin-like protein ZF-A89. Gene Ontology annotation, biological process: bicellular tight junction assembly; cell adhesion. The transcript has a single exon. NCBI's taxonomy places the organism in Eukaryota, Metazoa, Chordata, Actinopteri, Atheriniformes, Melanotaeniidae. Bases 154 to 711 code for a protein of 185 amino acids. Gene Ontology annotation, cellular component: bicellular tight junction; plasma membrane. Gene Ontology annotation, molecular function: structural molecule activity. The record is from RefSeq and is a predicted model, not a curated record.